Molecule: messenger RNA, 1046 nt
Organism: Triticum aestivum (bread wheat)
Lineage: Eukaryota; Viridiplantae; Streptophyta; Magnoliopsida; Poales; Poaceae
Product: B3 domain-containing protein Os06g0194400-like
Exons: 6
Coding region: 46-744 (232 amino acids)
Molecular function (GO): DNA binding
Source: RefSeq, a predicted model, not a curated record
UUGCGUUCGUCUCCCCAACAGCAACGAGAGAGAGCGAGAGAAGAAAUGGCCGGAGCGCUCGCGUACGAGGAGCAGCGCCGGAGGCAGAUGGAGGAGAACGAUCGCAAGCUGGAGGAGCUGGGUCUGCACCAGCUCUCCGCAGCCGUCAGGGAGGCCGCCGGCCGCAAGCCCUCGCCGGUCAGAUUGGAGGCCAAGUCUGUGAAGCCGAAGCAGGUGCCGCGGGACGCCCCGGUCCGGCAGUCCAGCCGUGUGGCCAGCCUCCCCAAGCAGCCCAAGUACCGCUACGAGGAUGACUACCCAACCUUGGUAGAGAAGAAGAAGAUUAGGAGGAGGGGGAGCAGCACGAGGAGUGACAUAAUUAAUCGAGUGGACGCCACAGACGAGGCCAGACUCCAUGCCAACUCCGAGGCCCAGGAGCUGCUGCGUAAGCUGGUGCCCGGCGGCAACCCCAGCUUUGUCAAGCCCAUGAAACAGUCUCAUGUCACCGGAGGCUUCUGGCUCGGCCUCCCGUCGCACUUCUGCGGCCUGUAUCUCCCGGGGAGUGAUGAUACCAUCACUCUGGAGGAUGAGGAGGGCGUCGAGUACAAAACGCGCUACCUCGCGCUUAAGACGGGCCUCAGCGCCGGAUGGAGAAGGUUCGCCUUGGACCACAACCUGGUUGAUGGUGACUGCUUGGUCUUCGAGUGGGUCGUGUGGAAUACCUUCUAUGUCUACAUUAUCAGACAAAGUUCCUACUACAAAUGAAUGCCGAAUGAUGAGGGUGUGAUAUACUGAGAUUCGAAGAUUCACAUGGGAGCAGGUCUACUUGAAGGAAUUGGACGACGAGUUUGCAAGUUGAGAAGUUCAUGGAUUCUCAUGGUAGUUAUGUUUGGACUUUUAUAUGGGAACCGAUGACAUUUGUAAAUAAUUCAUGUUUCCCAAUCCUUGUUUCCAUCCGACUUUACGUGAUUUCCCAUUUAACCUACUAUCCAUGAACACAUAAGUUGGGUAUUCCUUUUGCUUCUAUGAUCAUACAGACAUACUUCCUCUAUUUUUCUUUGUAAACC